AGUCCAUCUCCUGAAGAAAUGCAGCUCAGAUGCACCCCGGCAGGAAACAGGAAAUGUAAAUGUUCGGGUGAAGCAGGGAGGCAGCUGAAGCACCCCUCGGGUGGGAGCACCGCCGAGGUAAUAUGCGAAAGCGGAGCCUCAUCGUGCUGUUCUCUGUCCUGUUGCUGGCCGGAGGAUCUGCAGGGAACGGCUCUGAAAACGAUGGUUCAGGAGAUGGAUUGCCGAUAUUAUCCACCAGUACAGUAACACCUCCUCCUGCUACACAUCCUUCAACUGUGGAUGACCGUGAGCCAGUACUUGUUACUGCAAGCGCUACUGAAAGUGGUUUUGAAACAAAAAGUACUCCAAAUACUGAAUUGAAUGCCACGAACAAUCAGGACAGCCUAGAAGUGGCAGAACAGUCAAUCUUGAUAUACAUUGUCCCCGUUGUGCUGCUGGUCCUGCUGAUUUUGCUGAUUGCAUUUUUUGUAAUACAUCAUAAAAGGAAAAAGUCUAAGCAAGAUGAGCUGGGAAGUGAAAAUGUGAAAAGUCCUAUUUUUGAAGAAGACACGCCCUCUGUUAUGGAGAUAGAAAUGGAAGAACUUGAUAAAUGGAUGAACAGCAUGAACAAAAAUGCUGAUUGUGAAUGUUUGCCUACUGUAAGAGAAGAAGAAAAAGAAUCAAUUGCUAACCCAAGACACCUGCCAAAAGAUGAACCUAAAUAUUUUCAGAGCUUGCUGCUUUCAGCCUCCUUAGGUAGGCAGAAGAAACCAGCCAAAUUUGAAGUUAUACCCUAUUGCUUGCCAACGUGUAACUGAACCAUCGCGCCACUGUUAAGACAUUCCAGCUGUGCUCUUCAUUUACUGUCAAUGUGUUACUUCACAAAAAAAACAGAAAGAUCCAUUUUGAGUGUGGGUUUUUUUUUUGUUUGGUUUGUGUGGGUGUGCUGUGUUUGUUCGUGGUUUUUUUGUUGUUGUUUUAUAUUACUGAAAUAUUCUUUGCAGUUAUUUCUUAACCUUCAGGAGUUCUGCAUUUUUUUAUUAGCCUGUGGUUGCUCAUCAGUUACCAUGGCACCCACUACCACACUGAAAACUAGGGUCUAAGAACAGAAAACAGCCAAAUCACAUGCAAAGACAGACAAGUUACGAAGUAGAUAAGGCUAAAGAGCACAGAGACUCCUUAGCCAAUGUGAGUCUGUGUAGCUGCACUGAAGUCAGAAUUUUAAGUCUCUCCCUCUGAAUCAGUAAACACCUUCAGAGAUCAGAGAGCCAUACCUGCAAAUUGCAGUGCUGAAACAAGUGUUUUAUUACAGAUACUUUUUCACCAACAUAUAACCAUUUCAGGCUACACAAAUCAGAGUGCAAUUGUUUCCAGGUACACACUUAAAAUUAUUAUUUCCCCCCCUCUCCUUUUGCUGCUCCAGACACAUUGAAAUGCUUCAAAAUACUUAACUACAAACAAUAACAGGCAACUAAAAACACGUAGCAGCAACAAUGAAUAAUAAAAAUAUAACCCCCUCACUGUUUGUCAUACUGCAAGUCUGACCAUUGCUCUGGGGCACUGGUGAUCUAGCCAACAGGACAGCUAUUGCCUGAUGUCUUUUUUUUCCAUUUCCUUUUGGUCAUGUUAUGGACUACCUGACUCUCAAAGACUUACAAGCCUCUGAACAACAGUCCAGAGAAUCCCCACACUGAGCCAAAAGCUGCUGAGAACAGACCAAUAUAAAUGCCACAGGGAUAUGCCUCAUUUCCCACCUGUCAGAAAACAAGGCCAAGUGCAAACAGCCCCGAGAACAUUAAGAAAAAAAAAAACAAACAAACAAACCUUAAAAUACCCAGUCUUCAACAUUCACAUGCAAUGGCUGCUUUCUAAUCCAGUAUACCAUCUAUUAAGACCAAUCUCCAAGGCAUCUGUUGUUUUUCUUACAUCACACAAGUCUCAAUACACUUAACUCAUGGUUCUGAUACAAGCUUCAACAGGUUCAUGAGAAGCCAUUGAUUUAGGAUCUGAUCAGCCCAAGACUCCCUAACAUGUGUCUUGCCUCAGAGACAUAGGAACCCACAUCACACUGCCUCCUUCCCCUAGAAAGAGCCCUUAAGCAACCAGCCUUGCUUUUAUUGCCACGUUUAUCUCCAAUCUCAAGCCACAGCUGUGAGCCAGGAACACAAGAUUGCAGCACUACUGUUUCAGGUCUGCAGUGUAAGAGUACCACACCAAAGCAAAUUGGUGGGCAAGGUGACUCCAGGUGAUGCCCAUUCCUGAGGCUGCGCUGAAUUGCUCCCAAGAGCUGAGAUAUAAGGGCUUCCAGGGCAGGCAGCUGUUGGGUGGUUCAGGUGAAGGAUAACUUGAAGGGCAGGCUUUGAUGUCAAUGCAGAUAAAGCCUCAAAGGUUAGGCACUGCUUCACCCAGAUUUUGGGUGCUUGAGUUAUUUAGUGGCUAUGGUAUCUAGCUAAGAUUUUAAAGGAAACUUGCAGCUCAUGAGAAAGUAGAGAGUGAGAGAGGGGCUUCAAACAGUCAGUGUUGUCAGAUACUAGGGUUUUUUUGUGUUGGGUAGAAAUCUUUUCUUUCUUUUUGCAAUGUAAAACACAGAAAUGUCUGACAUUACAGUGCUGGUCUUCCCUUAAACAGAGAUUGCUAAUUGGGGCCAUUAGAAAUCAGAUUUAAAUAAUGAAAUUUAUACUGUAUGAGAGGUACUCUGAAACAGAAUUUAGGCCUCUAUCAGGGAAAGCCUACUGCAUUAAUCCCACUAUGCUUCUGAUGCUAGAAUUAUCAUAGAUAUAUCUUAAUGAAACAUACUGUAGUUAUUUUUUGUUAAAAAAAGAGACAGGAUUGUAACCUAUUUUAGGUAGAGACAGAUUUUAAAAAGUAGGAAAAGAUGCCAUCAAGCAAUUUGUUUAACACAUUCAGUGUAUUAACACUGCCCAUGACAAAUACCUAUUCUUUCAAAGAGCAAAUCCUCCUACAGCACAGCUGUCAAACUAAAUGUAACUUAAAAUGUUAUUAAAAUGAUAAUGUUGCAUUAAAUGUUACUAAAUGUAACCACUCCUACAUUUAUACUGUCCUAAAAUUAUGUUUGGACAUUUGAAGGCAACCAUGAGGCUGAUGUGGCCCCUAGUGAAAAUGAGUUUGACAGCCUGUCCUAGAGUACAUCUAGAUUUCAUAGGUGUAAUAACAACAAAAACUCCUCCUUGAUUCCUGUAUUUAUUAUAAAGCACUGGAUUUAAUUAUCUGACUACAAACUUAAGGAAGUUGCUUUAAAAUUUCAGCUUAUUCUAUACCUUUUAAACAAUUACCAGUUUGUCUUAUGCAGUAAGAUUUUUAAAGGGGUGCUGUUUCUAGUGUAACAAUUUAAACAACAAAAUGUUUGUAGUUCUUCCAUUGUAAUACUGCAAACCAAAGCUGAGCUCUGCAGCCAGUUUGCUGAAAUCCUUUGUAAUCCUCAGCAUGUUAUCCACCUGAACCGCCUGCUGAAUUUUACUAAGUAGAGAGAAGAUGAGCAAAGUGAAUGCUGUGGAUUUUGAUUUUGUAGUUGAAGUCUUAGGAAUUACAGGUACAGAUUUCAGAAAUAACCACAAACACAGAUGUAAGCAUGUAAUUCAGCAUUUAUCAGAAGAUAUUCAAUGACUUCCCUGAAAGCAGAACAACAAAAAGCAGAUAAGACUGUAUGGAAUAUGAACACUGAAAGAAAAGUGGAGGUAAAACUAAAAUUCAGACUCAAAGGACAUGGAACUGAUUCAAAUUUCAUGGCACAAACAUUGCCCCCCUGCUCAGAGAUUCUGCCCUGAAUAUCAAGUGCUUGAAAUUCAAGUGAGCAACAGGAAAAAAUUAAACAAGUUUCAUGCUCCCCUUCCUUCUGGGUAGUAAAAGGUAAGAAUUGAAUUGUCUUUAAUCUUCUGCAUUAGAAGAUCAGGCCAUGCCCAGCUUUGAAGGCUUUACAGGAGCAGUGGGACAGGUAAGUUUUUAUGAUGACACCACAAGAAAUAUUUGAUUGCCCUUUUAUUUAAAUGGGUGAAGUCCUUGAACUAGUAAGGUCAAUGUGACUUGUGCCAGCUGUUCAGCAUGCUCUAUUUUACAUUUGCUUUCACAACCAUUUAACAGAAACAAGUGAAAGCCGCUGGGAGGCUAUAUGAAGCACAACCUGCUGUGAGCUAAGUUUGAUAGCUGGCUGGAUUUGGGAAGUUCCUGCUUCCCCAUUCGCCUGCACCACUAUGCCAAUUAAAAAAGAAGCUGUUAGCUGACUGAACUUCAAAAUAAGCCUCCUAAGAAGGGGUUAAUUCUGUUCUGUUUUUCAUUACGGCUGUAAAAAGCUGGUAUUGCAGUCAGGGUGGGGACAGGGCUGUGCAGCAUGGAUGUGAGAGGGGCACCCAGAGCUAUCACAUGUUGAAAUUGCAGUGUGACACUGGGCGCCCUGUUCUCUGCAGUUGCACGGGGGAAAGACCAGCCUGUGUUUCUGAAGCUGCUGCCGAGUCAGGGGGCAAAACUAGGACAAACCUGACUUUAAAGAGAUCUCAAGCAGAGUCUGAGAUUUCAAAGCAUUUUUUUACUACUCCUCAAUUCUUAAGUGAAAAGCUAAAUCCCUGCAACUGUCUUUACCUUUUCAGAUUGGCUGAUCAGACAGCAAAAUGCUGGGGUUUUUAUUGGUAGCAGCAUUAACAAAAAUCCAGAAGGCCACACCCUGUCUAGCAGCAGUUGCUAGGGAGCAUUGGGGUUUGUGUGCAGCAUCAUUAACACACCAAACUGGAGGCUGCAGGAGGGGUUCCGGCUGCAGCCCAGGCUCCCAGGGUAACUGGCGUGGCCCUGGCUGGCUCAGCCUGCUGAGCCCUAGUACGCUGCUUUUCCUCUCUAGCCUCCUAUGCAGGAAUCCGUGGCUUUUCUUAACACCACCACCCUUUCAAAAUUCUGCUGCUAAAUUGUGUGUAGUUGCAGUGUCAGCAGCAUCAGGAAUCAGUAUGAGCUUCCUCAGCUCUAGCAACUGUUUUCAGCCCUGUGCCAUUGAGGAAUGCUCCCAGGAGGUCUGAUGAGCAUAAUGCUGAACAAGUCUGAAAAGUCUGAGGGCUAUCUAGAUUAAGGCUCUUAGCACUAUUAAUAUUCAUGCAACUGAUUGAGUAUUAUAACUCUAGGCAUUUUUUUCUCUACAAAUAACAUGAGUCUCAAGGUUUCCUGCUGAAUUAGGAUAAGUUUUAUUGCCUUCUGAGCAACACUGAAGAAGAUAAUUGAGGAGACGUUCUGGCUGAGGAACUUUUGUUUGUUCAAUUGUUUUCUAGUACUGCUUCUGCUAAGGGGUAAUUCUGCAAAAUAACAUGUGCAGGCUCAUUGCUUUGCUUAAUAGAAACUGAAGAACCUGACCUGAGCAGAGCUGCAGAAGAGAUAUUAUGUUAUCUUGCUUUUGUUCAGUCUUAUGACAUAGUUCAAGCCCAUUAUAAUAGCUAAGCUACAAUAAAUAUUUGACCUGAGAGUGUUAGAACGAAAUUCAUCCUUAUUUCCUCCCCCCAAUUACAUAAAUCUGAAUGACAAACUAUUUAAUCUGGGUAAUAGUUAACAGUCUCUGAUUGCAGCUGUUAAUAUUACCCAAAGGAAUACCAGCUACUAGUCGAGAACUCUAUGGCAACACCUUGCUAAUGAGAACAGUAUUUGAGGAUACUCAGAUUAAUAGUUUGAUUCCCACAAGCAAUUAAUUUUUUCAAAAAAAUAAAUUUUGCUUUUAUAAUGAUAGGGUUAGUAAGAAAGUCCAGCUAUGUAAGAAUCCUGUACAUUUUUGGAAGCUUAUUUGGACUGCCUUCAAACAUCCUGGAAUCUCCUUCAACUUUCCCUCUCGGGCAGCUGGGACUACUUCUUACUUCUAAAAACCAACUGCUUUCAGGCUGGUUUCUUUAAUGGAAACUUUUAAAGCACUUCACAUUUCAUAACAUAGUCUGCACAGAAGCACUAUCUCUGGAAGUGAUGAUGACCUUCAGAAAAACUCUUGAAAGCACUAGGGAAUUUUUUUUUUGUCUUUCUCUUCCCCCUCACUCCCCUGUGGUAUUUCAGGACCAUCUCUCUUGCUGAUGCUUGGAGAUCUUCAGCUUUUCCCUUCUGGCAAGGGGUUUUGUGCUGUGCUGCUAACUUUUGUAUCCGAGAUAGAUGGAACACAAUAAUCUGAAGGGAUCACUCAUCAUAGCAGUUGCUAGGGCUGUAACACCUCCUCUCUUCAGGGUUUCCUUUUUCAGGGGAAAAAGACAGUAUUCAACACAAAUUUAUGGUAUCAUUUUUUUCCCCUCCCCUGAACUAGGGUCUUCCCUAGGAGCCUAUUUAGCUCUCUAUGCUACUGUCUCCUGGAGAAUUUUGUGUCACCUGCCUAUAACAAAAGUAUGCUCAGAAAAAAACUGCAGCUGUGUGCUUGCUUCCUCAGGUGACAUCUAUGGGUUCUGCCUUUGAAAAGCAAAUCUGAGAAUUUUCUCUGUGAAGAUGAGCUCUCGGAUGCAGGUACUUUCAAUGUUUGGUGUUCCCUACAUGCUGAAUGUUUCUAUUUCUCAAUGCUUUUGGCUGCCUUUGGUGUAAUACAAGAUGGUUUUAUCUGACAACGUAUUUACUAAAGGAAGUCAGAGAGCAUAGCACUGUGACUUAGAUCUGCUGCACAGAAGCCACUCUUUGUUAAAUAAUUUAAAACCUUUUCGUUACAUUGUUGCUAAUUUAUUGAAAAAUUAUCCCAAAGAGCACUGAGGAAGUGUAAGAAGUUCAACCUUGCUGUCUUUCCAUUCUUAACAGGGGCCUGGAUUUAUCGAAAAGAGGGUAGCAGCAUGACCGACUAACCAAAAUUGUUAUUUUAGAUUGCACCAUUAAGAGAUAGCAAUACUAUUCCUUUUUUUUCACAAGGCUUUCCAAAUCUGUAUAGUUUUCAGACUGUGUUGUACAAUUCUGUACACAGCUGAGUACUCUAAAAGUUGUUCUUGCUCUCUGUAUGUAUGUAUAUACAUAAUUAAAAUAUCGUUAUUGAAAUAUAAGUAGUUAAAUUAAAGUCUGUUUAUUCUGGAGCAGCACAACUACAGAAACUUGAUUAUAUUUUAUUCAACUAUGGGAAAGUUUGAUUUCUUAGACAUGGGAGAAAUAAGAAUAUACUACCAAGUAAAAGACAACAACGCAGGAAAAAAGUUACUAACCGGAGAGCAUGCAACAUAAUUGAAAGAAAGUUCUCAGCUUACAUUCAUUUGUCAGUAUUUUUUAUUGCAAAAUAUAAUAUUGAAAAAACCUCAAAGCCUAGAAAUUGAUGAGAUACCAGGCCAUUCCACGGCGGUCCUUAUAGCCUAAUUUGGAUAAAUUGAGAGCUGCCUCUCUCAGAUAAGCUUUGGGAAAGUGCCUUUACCCCAUUCCACUGACUUUAUUAGUUAGACUAGGUGCUGAUUGCCUAAAACUUCAAUGUCACAUUUUAUAGCCACAUAAUUAAUACUAAAAGUAGAAAUUACUUCAGAAACUAAUUGAUGAGAAUGCUGUGUUGCCUGUUACAGUUAGUGAUUAUUCUUUGAAUUAGCUGAGUACAUUAGUCCAACAUCUUUUUUCUCCCUAAGAUUGUCUUUUUUUAUAUCUGUGCACACCUUUUUGCAGGAGCUGAUGUACUGAAUAAGUAUUUGAUAAGAAGUAACUGUUGGGGGGCUGUUGAUGGUCAAAGGAAGAUGGCUGAACAAAAAAUUAAUUAUACUGGAGAGCAUGACAGUGUCAGUAUCUGAAAUAAAGAUGAAAUAUAAGUAUUCGAAUUUAAGUCAAAACAGUAACCUUAUUGUAGAACUACCUUUGGAGAUGUGUAAAAUAAACUAAUGAAAUUUCUGAAAAAAAAUGGGCUCUGCUGUGGUUAUUCAGCACUAAGAUCAACCUGUAGCAGAAAACAGCAAUGUUAUUAAAAACAGGUUUCCACAAUGGUUUCCUACGAACUGUUGUUUAAUGGUAUUAUAAAUAGUUUAAAUAUUACAACUGUGACUCAGUUAUUUUCAGUAUUGGGGGAUACCUUAUUAGGAUUUGCUCCUACCAAACCUGCUUUGCUUACCAUGGCUAAAUAUAGAUUAUAAAAGAAAAGUGCUAACACUUUCAACUUCAAGUACACACUUAGACAAAUGCUAUAAAUAGGCUGAUGUUUUGUAAACUAGUACUUGACAGAGGCACAGACUAGAUGGAUGUUCUCCCGUGGGAAUUUUCUGUGUUCCCUCUGUGGCUUUCAUGGGAACAAGUAGUUGCUCUUAGUUAGAUAUCUGAGCUCUCUUUUUAUUACUGUUAUUAAUAAUUUCAGGUCCAAGAGCAGCAAGAGACUGACAAAGCUUGCUAGCAGUGAGCUUUCAGAAAAGCUGCCCAACAUAAUUUUGCCACUACAUUGAUCUGCACUACCCUUGCUAUGUUUGCCCUGACUUCAUCAGGGUACAGUUAAUUUUAAAAAAGGUUCUAGUGCUGGUUUAGUUCUGCUGUAAUCAUGGCCUUGGUGGACCUGACUAACUUUGUGUUUUGGUGUGGAUUUGGAGGCCAAUCUAGAAAUCAGUUCAC
Molecule: messenger RNA, 8481 nt
Organism: Columba livia (rock pigeon)
Lineage: Eukaryota; Metazoa; Chordata; Aves; Columbiformes; Columbidae
Gene: TMEM154
Product: transmembrane protein 154
Exons: 6
Coding region: 123-797 (224 amino acids)
Source: RefSeq, a predicted model, not a curated record